Molecule: messenger RNA, 4315 nt
Organism: Hermetia illucens (black soldier fly)
Lineage: Eukaryota; Metazoa; Arthropoda; Insecta; Diptera; Stratiomyidae
Product: tetratricopeptide repeat protein 21B-like
Exons: 8
Coding region: 33-4037 (1334 amino acids)
Biological process (GO): intraciliary retrograde transport; protein localization to cilium
Cellular component (GO): intraciliary transport particle A
Molecular function (GO): protein binding
Source: RefSeq, a predicted model, not a curated record
UUCAAUAAAAAUAAAAUCCAUUGAAAGUAAACAUGUUAGACGAGCAAGAUUAUAUGAGUUUGAUCCUUUACUAUGGCCGUGCAAAAUUCUAUCAUUCCAUGCAAAAAACAGCCCUUGAUGGGCUUUCGAAGCAUCCGGGCAAUGGUUCCUUCCGCCUGUUCAACGGCAUUGCGCUUGCUUUAGGCAAUCGAGUACAAGAGGGUAUUCGAGAAUUGAAUCCUUUGAAAAAUGAAGGAGAUUUCGCAAUGGCUGCUAUAUUGAGCUUGAUUUAUGCUCAUAAAAGAUGUAAUGUGAUUGAUAAGGAAUCAGUAAUAAGCCUGGAUGUUAGGUUAAAGGAAGAAAGGAAACAACUUACAGCAAACUCGGCGUACUACUCGGCUGUAUUCCUAUUUCUUAGUGGUAAAGUAGAAAAGGCGCGUGAGUAUUCUGAUAAGGCUUUGAGGCUCAAUAAUGACUUUGUGAAUGCUCAAGUACUGAAAGGAUGGACAGAACUUUACCUCAAUCCGAGAGCUAGCAAAUCACUCCUAGAAGUUUUUGAGAAGGCUUUGGUAAACGGUAAAAAUAUUGAUGCUAGUCUCGGCCAGGUUCGCUACUAUCAAAUUAACAAUGACUUCGAGAAUGCAAUCUCAGUGCUGAAUAAACUUUCAGUACGCUAUCCUGAACUGAAUAUUCCAUUAAUUGAGAAGAUGGAAACGCAGUUAGCAAGCUGGAAUUGGGACCAUGCUUUUGAGACUGCCUUACGCAUCAUAAAUUUGGAUCCGACUAAUAUUUCUGCUUUGCGAGUCAAAUGCAUGUUGUUAUUAUGCCGCGAGGGUAAUCACUUACUCGCUGUUCAAACAAUUCAACAACUCUUCGCUGCUAUCGAAAAGCACGAAAUCAACAACUUGAAAUUAACACUACAAACUGCCCAGCUAUUCUCAAGGACUUGUGGUAGAAACAUGGAUGUUCUCUCCCUCACGUUCAAAUAUGUAGAGAAGAUUUCACAACUGUCGCCAGGGAAUCCGGAAUUUAUAACUGAAGUCGGGUAUCAUUGCAUUAUGAUGGGUCAUUACAAGGAAGCUAGCAAAUACUUCCGAUCAGCCACAAAGAUUGACGAUAGUUCUAUUUACGCACUUUGUGGACUAACUUUAUGUCAGAUAGCUGAAAAUGGGAUAACUGAACAAGCUCGACAACAAAUUGAAUUUCUGAAUGAAAUCCAAGGUCUUAAUAAAAUCCCACUUUUGAUUUUCAUGACUAGUAAAAUUGCCGAGAAUGGUGACAAGGCAAUUGCUUAUUUGAUUGAAGCGUGUGAAAUACAUUUCAAAAAUCUUCAAACGCUAUCAUUCGGUCACGAAUAUUUAGUGCGAUUUGAUCCUGACUUCUUGUUACAAGUCGCCAAUGAGCUAUUGCAAUACUCGCCCGUUCAGUCGACAGUUAAAAUUGGAGCAACUAUUACCAAGGAUACUUUACAUAUUUCACUUAAACAUAGUCUUAACAUUCUCGAAGCUGUAGUGAAAGCAUGCCCUGGUUUGGUGCGAGGCAUUUACAUGCUCGCUAAGAUACAAUUUCUUUGUGGAGAAGUUUCCGUUGCGUCCAAUACUCUCAAUAAAAUAUUAAAUGACAUCGACGCGACCGACACCGAUGCGCACCUUUUAUUGGCUCAAAUUUAUAUACAACAAAAACAAUUUCUUAAGGCAUCACAAAGCUUGGAAGUUUGUUUAUCGCACAAUUUUAGCGUUCGUGAAAAUCCGAUGUAUCAUCUCCUGCACGGAUUAGUACAGAAGAAUAAUCAACAACUGGAAGAGGCUCAGAAGAGUUUUAUCAAUGCCUUGAAUUUGAUAGGAUUUAAAAAUAUUGGCUCAACUACAGCGAGUCAACCAUCAUCGAUGUCGCCAAGUAAACAGAAGCUUGCCGGGAACAAAUCACUUUUACCUUUGACUGAUAAAGUAACUUUGUUUUUGGAACUGAUUGAUACUUAUAUGGCGAUGGGGCAGACCGUCGACUGCGAAAGGGUAAUGCAAACAGCUUUAGAGGAGUUCUCGCAUAGCACAGAGCAUGGACGGUUGGUUAUCACCAAUGCUGAAAUCGCUUUGCAGCAUGGAAAUGUAAAUCGAGCUUUGGAUUUACUGAAAAGCAUUUUGCCAGGACAACCGUAUUACUUGCAAGCAAAAACGCGACUAGCUAAUGUACAUUUGCAAUAUCGUAAAGAUCGUUUGGCAUUCGCUCAAUGUUUUAAGGAGCUUGUUGAAAAUUGUCCAGAAACCGAAAGUUAUUUGAUGCUGGGGGAUGCUUACAUGUCAAUUCAAGAGCCCGAUUUAGCCAUAGAAGCUUAUAAACAUGCUUUGAGGCUUAAUCCCCGUGAUUCUUUGCUUGCAACUAAACUAGGCCGGGCUUAUGUUAAAACCCAUCAAUAUGCAAAAGCCAUCAAUUACUAUUGCGAAGCGGUUAUGAAUCCCGAUCAUGUUGGCUUUAAACUAGAUCUAGCCGAACUAUAUCUCAAAUUGAAACAAUAUCAAAAUGCUGAACAGACACUGAUUGACGAAGUUGACAUUAAGAAAAUUGAUGACACUGAUAUAUCCAUGUUGCAAGUUCGUACAAAGCAGUUUUUAUUAUUAGCACGGAUUCGAGAGAAAGCAGGGAACCUGAAUUCGUCUUUGUCAACUUUGAAAGAGGCGCGUGAUAAUCAGUAUCGUGUGCAGAAGAGAAUAAGCAUUGAUCAGUCAGCUGGACUGGGAGAACAGUAUAAAAUUCUAUCCAAGAUUUGCGUAUUAAUGGCCGAACAAUGCGUCAGUUUACGUGAGAAUGAAAUGGCUGUUCAGCAUUAUAAGGAAGCAUUGAAAUAUUCGCCCGACGACAUCCUAAUAUUAGCCGCACUAGCUCGGUUACUUAUGCAGUUGAAUCACAUGGAUCAAUGUCGGGAUAGGUGUACACAGAUUCUGCAAAUAGACGCUAACAACGAAGUUGCUUCGGUAAUGAUGGCCGAUUUGUCUUUCCGAAAGAUGGACUUCGACAAUGCCGCUUACCAUUUCUCACAACUGCUUCUCGGUCAACCAACUUACUGGACUGCUUUGGCGCGUCUCAUUGAAGUAAUGCGGAGAUCCGGCACAUUGCAGGAUGCAGUUGCUUUUCUCCAAAGAGCCGAACAAAAUGCCGUUAACGCUACAACCAAUGCUGGCUUCAAUUACUGCAAGGGCUUAUUCGAGUGGUACAAUGGCAACCCAAACGCAGCCUUGCGAUUCUUCAACAACGCUAGACGUGAUUCUGAAUGGGGUCAACAGGCGAUAUUUAAUAUGAUAAAUAUUUGCAUAAACCCAGACGGUGACUUGCCAACGGAGGGUGGAGCGAUUGACAAUGUUGAGGACAUCGAUUUUAAGGAUUCGAGGCUUAUAGCUUUGCGCACGGCGGAGAGAUUAUUGAAAGAAUUGAAGCCUAGACCAGGAGGAAUGGACAAUGAGGCAGUGAAUCAUAGAUUGUUGAAAAAUUUCUUGCAGCUGUCGUCGCGCCAAAAGUACAGCAUUGAGGCCGCCCUCAAUGAUUUUACUGAUAUCGCAUCACAAGAAGAGUACAAAGACCUAGUUGGUCCUAUCUUAGGCAUGGCAUCCGCGCAUGUACUUCUGAAACAAACCCAGAGAGCGAGGAACCAUUUGAAGCGUAUUGCAAAGAAUCCUUGGAAUUUCGAAGAAGCGGAAUAUUUAGAAAGGUGCUGGCUCUUGUUGGCUGACAUUUACACACAGUCAAGCAAAUACGACAUGGCGCAGGAUCUAUUGCAUCGUGUUUUAACCCACAAUAAAUCGUGUGCAAAGGCAUACGAAUUCUUGGGUUAUAUUUCCGAAAAGGAGCAAGCUUAUCGUUCAGCCGCAGCAAAUUAUGAUAAUGCUUGGCGUCUCUGUGGUAAAUCCAAACCUCAAAUAGGAUAUAAGCUUGCUUACAAUCAUAUGAAAACAAAACGUUAUGCCGACGCCAUUGAUGUAUGCCAGCAAGUACUUAAAAUACAUCCAGAUUAUCCGUCCAUCAAGAAAGAUAUUUUAGAUAAGUGUAGGAAUAAUUUAAGAGGAUAAAUUCUCUUGUUUUCAGUUACGAAGAUUAAGAAAAAGAAUAAUUGAUCUCAACUAAGAGCAGAUUUCAUAGUGUUCAUGUUCAGUAAAGAUCAUAUCGGGGAUGUGAUAACAUAGGAGAGUUACUCGAUUUUAUUGACAAAAUGAUAAGCUCAGCACCUGUGACAGUUUCUUAACAAAUUUUUCCAGCUUUUUGGAUAUAUUGGUAUCCAUCACCAUCAUUCGCACUUCAAUCUUCAAGUUAAAAUAUUUGAAAUAAAAAAAACACUUCUCUCACAGUA